Acanthopagrus latus (yellowfin seabream) is the source of this 2642-nucleotide messenger RNA. It is a transcript of the gene mettl18, whose product is annotated as methyltransferase like 18. Gene Ontology annotation, molecular function: protein-L-histidine N-tele-methyltransferase activity. The coding region runs from base 219 to 1283 and encodes 354 amino acids. The record is from RefSeq and is a predicted model, not a curated record. The transcript has 2 exons. NCBI's taxonomy places the organism in Eukaryota, Metazoa, Chordata, Actinopteri, Spariformes, Sparidae. Gene Ontology annotation, biological process: peptidyl-histidine methylation, to form tele-methylhistidine.
AUGGCACUGAAACAGGUGUUGCUUAACGUCAGUGAUAGAAAAGUAACACAUGGGUGUCGAGGUCCUCAGAAUUCUGGGACUUGUAGUUUUGACACGAAGCGGCUGUGCUAAGCUACACUCGCACGCCAGGUUGUUCGCCAUGUGGAGCCUGUAGCUAACGGGGAAGGAAGGCAACCUCUCAGCCUCACACAAGCCGUCUGCAGCCGCUGUCAGUCAUCAUGUCAUUUUGUUUUAACUUCGACGUUCCCGGUCAGACAGCCAACACGGACAACGUGGAUGGAAAUGAGUUGCAAAACAGCAAGACAGACAGUGCUGCUAAAGCUAUUGAGGAGAAGACCGCACCAGCGGAGCCAGUAAAAGAGGCUAAAGAGCACCCUCCACUAUCUGACCCGCAGUUCCCCCUCGUGGAUGCUGUGGCUGAAACGGUUACCAUAGGAACGCUUCCUCCGCUUCAUUUUCUCAACGAGACGGUUUUCGAAAAGACGGCCUCGGAGAGAGACGACGGGGAGAAAAUUCUCUCCCGUACUGCCAAGCAGAGGUCUGACCUCAUCUCUGGCGUGUACGAGGGAGGGCUGAAGGUGUGGGAGUGCACUUACGACCUUCUGGAGCUGAUUGAGAAAGAGGGAGAGACUUUCGGGGGAAAGGCGGUUUUAGAUUUAGGCUGCGGCGCGGGACUGUUGGGUAUACUGGCUCUGAAGAGAGGAGCAAGGCUGAUCCACUUCCAAGAUUACAACAGUACAGUUAUUGAACAGCUCACAGCGCCAAAUGUAAUGCUAAACUGCCAGGAGGAGGAUGACGUAGACAGUGAAGAUGACAAAGAAGGGAAGGGCAGAGGGGUUUGUAAAACGAAGGUGGAAGAAAAACAGGAGGUAAAAGAUGGCAGCCCACCAACUAAGAAAAAAGCUGUCGACCCCUCCCACCAGCCAUUGCUUGCCAAGUGCCGUUUCUUCUCCGGUGACUGGAGCACAUUUCUUGCUUUGGUUAAAAAGGAGGAGCCACAACCCAAAUACGACAUUAUAUUCACUUCAGAGACCAUCUACAACACCGCAUACUACCCCACGCUACACGAGACCCUCCACAGGCUCCUGGCUCCAGGAGGACUGGUCUACCUCGCCACCAAAUCCCAUUACUUUGGCGUAGGAGGCGGGCUGCACCUGUUUGAGAUGUUUGUGGAGCAGAGGGGUGUUUUCUCUGUGGAUCACCUGUGGGACGGGGAAGAAGGACUUCAGAGACAUGUUGUAGUACUGCGUUUUAAAAAUGACAAAGGACACUUGUGUCAGUAAAGAAGUCUUGGAUUUAAUACAGCUUUAUAUGUGUAAUAACUGUCAGUGAGUCUUGUGCUCAUUUAAAAAACAAUGAUCACUUUACAGUUUAAUGCAAAUAAAAUUCCCAGGUACUGCUGGGCGAUAUAUCCACAUAAUCUUGUUAAGGUCAUAUUAGAUUAUGUAUUGUCUUUCGAGUUUGAAUAUUUUGACUCUGGCUUACGUCUUUUCCUGGUUUUAAAGGCUGCGUUACAGUAAAGUGACGUAACUUUCAGAAUUUACCGGACUGUUGUACUUUUUUUUAAUACUUCCCUUUACCCACUUAGUGAUUAAACCAACUAAGGAUGUUAAUGAUUUAUCAUCAAUCCAUCGAUCGUCUUAAGAAUUUAAGUUGUAUUCAAUUAAAAAUGAUAUGAAUUUUUCUAAAUACAAAAGAAAUUCUAUCCAAACUGAUAUUAUUACUUUUUUGCUGUUUAGUAGCAGGGCUCCAGACCAACCUUUUACACUAUUGCAUGUUGUAUUGUAUUGUAUUUGUUUUGUUUUGUUUUUUGACACAAUAUGUAAGUGAUUGUAAACAGGAAUAAUUUACGGAUAAAGAUCUCUCUUUAUUUCCGUCACAGCAUUACAUGAAAAAGUGCUCUUUGAAAAUGUUUAAAGGCUAGUAUCAUUCACAGACAACUGUCUCCAAACAAACAAAAUGUUUCUAUACCUGUAUUUAAUCUGACCUGCUGAAUACCAGACACUCAAAUUGCCUCAGUGGUUAAAAGAGUUCAUUGAAUGGACACAUGUCCAACCUACACAAACAAAUAAAUUAGUUGGGGAUAUUUUAGUAUUUUUCUUGAUCGUUUAUUUUCUGACAGCUGAUCUUUUAUUUUGUGUUUUGACACAUUUCAUUUGACUUUUAUUGCUUUUCCAUGCACUGGCAUUUAAUCACCCAUACCCCUAACUCAUUCUGAGUGGUUUAUUUAAUAUUUUAUUUAUGAUGAACCACUAAUCUAUUGUUAUGGCAGUCAUCCAUUAGUUAAAGAUGUAGCCACAUUCACAUUACUGAUGCUUUUCUACCAAACCUGUCAUUGUGAUAAUAUUUUGUGGAAGUAUCUAUAGCCAACCAAUAUCCAAUAUUGUGGUAUUUGUUCAAAGUUAUCAGGAUUUUCUUUUUUUUUUCCAUCGCCCUGUCCUAUCAUUUAAGUGCUUUUGACACUAUUUAAAAAUAUGGAGAUGUAUUAUUAAUUGCCAUAAAGCCUUAAAGAUAUUGCAAUAUUUGAGGCCAUAUGGACCUGGCCUUUAUAUCAGGAUGUCCUUUCAGUUUUCCAUAUGACGCUUUUGAGUUGUGUGUUGGUGGUAAAACAAGGAAGAGCUAUAAUAAAAUAUGCUCUCUCA